Stegastes partitus (bicolor damselfish) is the source of this 6691-nucleotide messenger RNA. RefSeq names its product trichohyalin. Bases 1 to 6600 code for a protein of 2199 amino acids. NCBI's taxonomy places the organism in Eukaryota, Metazoa, Chordata, Actinopteri, Pomacentridae. Gene Ontology annotation, molecular function: GTP binding. The transcript is spliced from 4 exons. The record is from RefSeq and is a predicted model, not a curated record.
AUGGAGGUGGUUUCCCAGCAGAACAUUGCAUUCUGUCAUUUGCUUCACCUGUCAGUGCUUUUAAUGACCAGGCAAUUAUUUAAUGAAAAAAACAUUAGCAGUGUUCCCAUAAAAAUGAAAAGAACUGAUCCAAAGUUGGAAAAGAAUUCAAACCAACGCACAAGAACCAAAAAAGAGGAAGAGGGAGGACAAGAGGAAGUGGAUGUAGAGGUGAUGGACACGACAGAUGAGAAGUGCAGUCCAGUCACAGUCACAAAUGGUGCUUAUCCGGUACGGUGCACUGAGGAAGUACUUCUCCCUCUCUUCAUAGAUGAGAGUCUGCAGGCUGCCAUGGACUCACAGCGCCCUCCCGCCUCCAACAGCGUCCCACCUGCUCUUCCAGAACUCAGACUGGUCCUCCUGGGCAGGAAAGAAGCCGGGAAGAGCGCAGCAGGCAACACGAUCCUGGGAGGAGCAGGAGGGUUCGAGAGCGGGAAGCCCACAGAGGAGUGUGUGAAAAGGCGAGCUGAUGUUUCUGGGAGAAAAGUCACAGUGGUGGACACACCUGGGUGGGAGUGGUACUACCCUCUGAACAGCACCCCCAACUGGGUGAGCAGAGAAACCUUACGGAGCGUGUCGCUUUGUCCGCCCGGACCUCACGCUGUGCUGCUGGUUGUGCGAGCCUGUGCUUCUGUCACCGACGACUACAUCCGAGAGAUCGAGGAGCACCUGGAGCCGCUGGGAAAAGGAGUGUGGGAGCAUACGAUGGUGCUGUUCACCAGAGGAGAUGAGCUGGGCCUGGGGUCCAUGGAGCAGAGGAUCCUGACGAGCGGCCCGGCGCUCCAGAGACUCCUCAAAAAGUGUGGCAACAGAUACCACGUUGUGAACAACCGCAGCAAAGGAGAUGGGACGCAGGUGAAAGAGUUGAUAAGGAAGCUGGAGGAGAUGGUGCAUGGGAAGAAGGAUGGCGGCAGUCAUUUAGAGAUGGAUCAUACAGUUCUGCUGGGUCUGGAGGCUGAUGGAAAGAGGAGAGCCAGGGAGAGGAGAAAGAAGCAGCGGCAGAUGGAGGCGCAGAUGCAGAGAGGGACCAUCAAAGCCGCUCUGAUGAGCGAUGGUCUUCAGGGUUCUGAGCUCGAUGCCCACCAGUCCUUCUCCAAGGCUCCCCGACGUCUGCCCGAGGUCAGGCUGGUUCUCCUGGGCGAGCGUGAAACUGGGAAGAGCUGUGCUGGGAACGCCAUCCUCGGAAAAACGGGCUUCUUCCACGCAGGGGCAGUAACGGAGGAGUGCAUCCGUCAGCAAGCGGAGGUGGCCAUGCGGCUGGUGACUGUGGUGGACACGCCGGGGUGGGAGGCAGGUGUGGCCGGUGCUACGCCUGAGCGGGUCAAGAGGGAGAUUGUCUGUAGCGUGGCCUUGUGCCCUCCAGGGCCUCACGCGCUCCUGCUGACUCUGAGGGUGGACACACUGGUGACUGCAGGGCAUGUGAGGGAACAUCUGGAGCUCCUGGGCGAGGGUGUCUGGAGGCACACGAUCCUGCUGUUCACCCACGGAGAUCAGCUCCGAGAGGGGGUGGAUAUCGAGCAGCACAUCCAGAGCGGAGGCAGGGACCUGCAGUGGCUGCUGGAGAAGUGCAGGGGCAGGUAUCAUGUCAUCAGCAGCGUAGAUGGAGGAGGAAGAGGAGGCUCCACUAAAGUGACAGAACUCCUGGAGAAAGUGGAAAAGACGGCGACCAUGAACAGGUGUGAAGCUUUCUCCGGUUUGGUUCAGGAAGUCAGGGAUUUGAGCCGGCAAAGGAACGAGAAGUUCAACCAGCGCCUGAAGGAGAUGGGAGAUAAGAUGUCUCGUCAGGAGGCCGAGCUGAAGAACAUGAGAGAGAGGGAGGUGAAGAGCAUCAGAUGGUUCUUUGACAGAAGGAAGAAGGUGAAAUCGCCGGGGAAGGCCGACAUUCAAAGGGAAGAAGAGGAGGAUGAGGACAGAAGGGUUGGCGAGAGGAGGAACGACAUCGGGGAGCUCGAGGAGAGGAUGCGGUGGCUCACAGAGGACCGAGAGAAAGAAAUUCAGGAUUUAAGCAUAGAAAAUGAGAGAAUCCGUGUAGUGCUGAACCAAAGUCAACGAGAAAGGGAUGAAAUAAUGCUGAAGUUGGAGCUAAAAGAGAGAGAGAUCGAGGAGCUGAAAGAAAGAACCGACGAGCAACAACUAAAGCUUCUCGACCUUGAACGCGCCGGUGUUGAAAUUGAACACGAGAGAAAGCAGAGAGACGAUGCCAUUAGAGUGAAGAAACAAGAAUGGAAGGAGGAAUUAGAAAAAUUGGAAAGAACUAUAGAGCUGCUCGCAAAAGAGAAAGCAGAGGAGAUUGAAAAACUUGACUCUUUAAAGGAAGAAAUGAAACAAACUAAAACACACUAUGAGGAUUCACUUGAGAGAAAAGCACAAGAAAAAAAACAGGAGAUGGCAGAGAUGGAGGAAAAACUCAAAAUGGUAAUGGAAACAAAGCUGCUGGAAAAAGAUAAACAGCUGGAAGGGUUGAGAAAGAAAGCCUCCGAGGAAAAGCAGAUAACGCUCGAUAACGUAAAGCAACAGGAAGAAGACAUGGAGAGCAAAUUUGAAGAACUUAAGUCAAAUCAUGACAAAGAGAUGGAGCGGAAAAUGCGGGAGAAAGAAACAGAGAUAAACGACAUAAAACUGCAGCAUGAGAAAGAGAUGGCUAGAAAAAAAAGCGAGAUGGAGAAACUGAAGGUUCAACAACAGCAAGAAAUGGAUAAUAAGCUGAGAGAAACAGCAAAUGAUAUGGAAAGACUGAAACAACAGCACGACGAUCAAAUGAGGGACGUACAGCGAGAUAAACAAAGACAGAUUGCAGAGCUGAAAGAGCAGUUUGCUAAAGAAAAUAAGGAACACGUGCAAGCGAAAAACAAAGAGAUAGCAGAGUUGGAACAAAAGCACAUUGCUCUAAUGGAUGCAAGACGGCUCGAAAAUGAAAAAGAAAAGGGGAUGAUUCAUCUAAAUCACAAAAAAGACACAGAACAACAGAUGCUAGAGAAAGAAAAAGAGGUAGCGGCAUUGAAACUGCAGCAUCAGGAUGAGAUGGCAACAAAAAUGAGUGAAAUGGUAAAACAGAUGGAGGCGAGGAGAGCCGAAUAUGAGGGAGAAAUUGCUCGAAAAGUGAAACAAAAAGAGGAGGAUGUAGAAAGUGCACAACAACAGUACUCUGAAAAAUUAAGGGACAUGGAGGAAGAGAGACAACGAGAGACGGAGGAGCUGAAACAACAGCUAGCAAAUGAAAUAGAGAAACAUUUGCAGGACAAACAAAAAGAGAUAAGAGACUUGGAACAACAGCAUGCCGCCCAAAUAGAAGAGAUGAAGUUAGAAAACGCGAAGGAGAAGGAAAUGAUGAAUCAAAACCAUGAAAAGUACGUGUUGCAAAAGCUGCAAGAGCGAGACAGAAUAACAGAGGAGCUAAGAUGUCAACUCAGGAGCGAAAUCGAAGAAAGUGAAAAGGAAAAAGAAAGAUGCAAGAAAGAGAUGGAGCAAACGGUGGAAGAGAAAGAGAAAGAGAUUAAGGAGAUGAAACUGAAUGUAGAAGAAAUGAAGGAGAAACUGCAACAAAAGGAAGAGAAAGAAAAAGACAAUUUAAACUACAAGAAAGCAAUGGAGCAACAACUGAAAGAAAAGGAAAAAGAAAUAGAGGAAAUGGGAUUAAACGCCCAAGAAAUGAUGGAAACACUGCAAAAGAAAGAGGCUGAUCAUUUAAAAUGCAAAGAAGACCUGGAGCAGAAACUGGAGGAACGAGGAGGAGAAAUAGAGGUGAUGGAAGAACGUGUAAAAGAGCUUAUGCAACAACUGAGCAAGAGCGAACAGGAAAAAGAAAGGUUCAGUUUCAAUCACAAGAGACAGAUGGAGCAAACCUUAGCAGAAAACAACAGAACAAUAGAGAAGUUAAAAGAGCACAUAAAUGACAUAGAUGAAAUCUUGCAAAGAAAAGAAGAAGAGCGAGGAGAAAUCAUUCUGAAGCAAAAGAGAGAAGCAGAGCAAAGACUGCAGGACAGAGAACGAGAGAUGGAGGAGAUCAAGCAGCAGCUUUUGAAUGACUUGGAGAGACAACUGAAAGAAAAGGAAACCGAGAUUGAAAGCGUUAAACUGCAGGCCGACUCCAGAGAGGCAAGAUGGAGGGAAGAGCAGAAGAAGACGGAGGAGAAAGCAGCGAGUGAGAUGAAUCAGCUGCAAGAAAUCAUCGACGAGAAAACAAAAGAAAUAACACAAGCGCACUGUCUUCUUGCACAGAGAGACGGCGAGAUCGAUGAGGCAAAAAAGACAUGUGCAAACUACUUACAAGAAAUAGCAGAGGAGAAAGAAAGCAAUAAAAACAAAGCCUCCAGCAUCACUGAGAUGCAGCAACGUCAUACAGAGCAGGAGAGGAAAAAAGAUGAGGAAAUGAUGGAAAAACUGCAGGAGAAAGAAGAAGAGCUCGACCGCCUCCGGCUAAGAGACACUGAAAAUGAGAAGGAGAUCGUCCAGCUGAGGCUAACAAUCGAGCAAACAAAGUCAGAGCUGAAGGAGCUCACCAGUAAGAUGGACAAAGAGAUGACGAGCAUGAUUCAGGAAUAUGAAAAUGAGAUAGCGAGACAAAACGAGAACAUAGAAUCGAUUGCAAAGGAGAAGGACGGCGCUUUAAGUUGCUUGGAGGAAGAAAAGCAGCAGAGCUUUUUGGUUGUCACCGAGAAAUACGAGGAAAGUCGAAAGAGGGUCGAGGAGCUGCAGGAGCAAAAUGAGAAGAUGAGAAAAGAGGCAGACAAUCUCAGAAUGAGGUGUGAGGAGGUGAAAGAGGAGAGUGAAGAAGAAGCUCGGAAACAUCUCAGGAGAUGUGAGGAGAAAGUAAAGAACACCGAGGCUGAAAUCCAAACUAUCCUGAAAGAGCGGGAUGUGGAGGUGAAGGCACUAAAGGAGGCCAAUGAUGAAUUACAAGCAGAGAUAGAGAUGAUGAAAGAAAGGGAAGGUGAGAGUGAGAAGCAGGUGAAUGAGAUGAGAGAGCAUUUUGAGAAGCAGCUGAUGCAGAAAGAAAGCACCCAGAGAACGAGGGUUGAGGAGAAUUUCUUAAAAAGGGAAAAUGUUCUGAGCAGCAAUGAAGACGAGCUGAACAACAGAGGACAGGAGCUCGACGCAAAACAGGAAGAACUGGCUGCAAAAGAGAUAAAGUUGGAAGGUAAAGAAGAAGAGCUUCGAAAACUGGAAGCGAGUCUCGAGAGAAGACAAAAAGAGCAAGAAGAAAAAGACAAACACAAGCAAGAUGAAGUGAAUCUGAGAGUGCAGAGUAUGGAGAAAAAGGAGAGGGAGCUAGAGAGCUUACUGAAAGCUCUGGAGGGCAAACAGAGAGAGCUCAGCUGUCACGGCCAAGAUCUGCAGAAGAAGGUGAAAGGACUGAAAGAUCAAGGACAGGAGCUGAAGGACAGAGAGCAUCACCUAAAAAACGAAGAGCAGGAGUUGCUUCACUGGAAGUCUGAGCUGCAGAUUCAAAAUGAGCACGUAAACUCUACGACGCAACAGUUAGAUGAGAUGGGAAGAGAUCUGGCUUUGCUGAAGGAGGAACUUCACAACAAGGAGAAAAAUGUAAAGGAGUCCCUUCAAAAACUGAGCAAAUGGGAGCAGAAUCUUAAAGAACGGGAGGGAGAGCUGCGCAAAAGAGAGCAAACAGAUUUAGAGAAUGAACAGCAUGGCACUGAUGAUAAUGUGUUUGAGAAGGACUCUUUGGAUCUGGCGGCUGCAGCUGAAGGAUCAGAAGACAGCUUGCCUAUAAUGUACCAAGAAGUCAGCGAGUUAAGGGAAAAGGGAAGAGGAACAGAUAAAGAGGAAAGCGCAAAGGAUAGGGAGGAUCAGAGGAUGAAAACAGCACCGUCAGAUGCAGGGAGCAGCAAUAACUGUCACCUUGAAACACUAAAAGAAAUGACGGAUGGAAAGGAAAGGAUGAGAGGAAGAGAGAGGAGCAGGACAAAGGUGGGAAGUGCAAAGGUGAGCAGUGAGUUCAAGCUGCUAUCUCUUAGGCAAGGAGCGUCACACGACAAAGAGUCAGACUUGAGGGUGGUGGUUCUGGGGGAGACCUGGUCAUCUCGCUCCCCAGCUGGAGUCACCAUAUUGGGGGGAGUGGUGUCCAAAUUUGAUGGAUCGACCUUCAGGCCGUGGAGAGGACAGAUAGCCGGGCGACGCCUCGCUGUCGCUGAACCUCUGGGCCUGAGGUGGCGAGACGGACCGGAUGCCACAAACGCUUCUCAACGGAAAAGCAUCCUGGACAGCACCUCCUGGUGUCACCCGGGGCCUCACGUCGUCCUCCUGCUCAUGCCGGCCUUCUUGACCUGCACACAGAAGUACAGAAGAGCCGUAGAGGAACACAUGAGCCUGCUGGGGGAGGAGGUUUGGCAGCGCGCACUGUUGCUCUUCACAUGGGGGGAAAUUUUAGGAGAGAGCGCCGAGCAACACAUCCUGAGGAACGGAGAACUGAUGGGGCUUGUAGAGAGAUGUGGGGGCAGGUAUCAUGUGUUGAACAGCAAGAACAGCUACUCCACGAUCGAAGGACUAUUCGAGAAGAUAGAUGAUGUAGUUGCUCUGAACAGCAGAGAGCAGCUUUUGGUGUAGAACUGUAACGAGGAUGAAUCGAUUUCACAUCAUGCUGUGUUUUUGUUUUUACUAUGUGGAUAUAUUUGAAUAAAUUUCCCCAGAAACAGAA